This is a messenger RNA of Odontomachus brunneus, 885 nucleotides long. RefSeq lists its product as uncharacterized. Lineage: Eukaryota; Metazoa; Arthropoda; Insecta; Hymenoptera; Formicidae. The record is from RefSeq and is a predicted model, not a curated record. The coding region runs from base 249 to 590 and encodes 113 amino acids. The transcript has 4 exons.
UCUUCUUACAAAUGGAAGCAUUAAUAUGCAAAUAAUUACUUUUUUAUCGUGUGUCUUUGUUUCUUACAUAGAUCUUGUAUUAUGGCUGUAGACUUCUACUACUUCCAUAAAAAUGAAGAUAUUAAACAAAAACAAAAUGACGUCCUGCGUCGACGCGAUCGUUGGGUAGAAUUGGUCAAAACCUAACCUAAUAACAACAGUCGAAACUGGAAGAGGCAAAUAAAUAUUUUUAUGUGUAUGUCAGUGUAAUGAUGUUCAGUAAUAAAAAAAACAGUAUACCUCCAAGACCGCUUUUACCAAGUCAAGAACAUAUGUUGGAAGAUCUCAAUAAUGCUGUUGUGGAUGAUUCUGCGUUUAAAAUCAUAAAUGAUUUAUGUAUAAAGGAAUCUUAUGGUUUAUCAAGCACUAAUAAUUCUGAUGACAUAUAUAAGAAAGUCAAAGCUUAUUUAAAUACUAAACAGCAAUUGAGGCAAUUGGAAUGUACUUUGAAGAAAGAAGAACAGCAAUUGCAGACAAAUAACGAGGAAAUAAGGAAAUUAGCAGAUGAUAUUAGAAAGCAGGCUGAAGCUGCUCUAAUAACAUAUGAAUAAUAAAUAUAUUAAUAUUAUCUUGGAUGUCAUUUUAUAUCUUUGAAAUUAUAUAUAUAAUUCCAUAUAGCAAAUGUUCACUAAAUAUCCUAAGAAUGUUUUAAGAAUAUUCAAAUAUUCUUAGGAUAUUUAUUGAACAUUUAUGCUGCAUGGGAUCUCAAAAUUUUACUCAACUGAUUUUUAAUUUAAAUAUUUCACUAUUCCUUGUAAAGCUAUAGAACUUUUAGAGUAAAUAAUAUUGUUAUAAAUAUAUGUAUAAAUAUUUAUUAAAAAUAAAUUUAUCUUAUUAUUUAUAUUA